This is a messenger RNA of Rhizophagus irregularis DAOM 181602=DAOM 197198, 1413 nucleotides long. RefSeq lists its product as uncharacterized. The record is from RefSeq and is a predicted model, not a curated record. Gene Ontology annotation, molecular function: protein binding. NCBI's taxonomy places the organism in Eukaryota, Fungi, Glomeromycota, Glomeromycetes, Glomerales, Glomeraceae.
AUGACGAAAGGAUAUUCAUUAAAACAAGAUUUGAGAUUAUUAAUAAAUAAUCCAAAAUAUAGUGAUAUAGAAAUUUUAUGUGAAGAUGAAAAGAAAUUAUAUGGGUGUAGAGCAAUUUUAGCAGCAAGAUCCGAAGUAUUUGAUAGACUACUUUAUAAUGAGAUGAAAGAAAGUCAUGAAACCCAAAUUUCUUUUCCAAAAAUUCAUUCCAAUGGAAUGAAAAUUAUAUUAGAAUAUAUAUAUACGGGGUCAGUUAAAAAAGAAUCUUUAACAAAAGAUAAUACGGUUGAAGCUUUUUAUGCAGCAGAUUAUUUUCAAUUACUUGAACUACAAGAUUUUAUUAUAAAAAUUAUCAAAAAUACUUUGGAGAUGAAUUAUGCAAAAAAUUAUUCACCAGAAUUAUUAUCUAAAGUUGCAGAAAUAAUACCAUUAACAGAAGACAAUAUUCUUGCUAAUUUAUUGGUCAAAGAGGUGGCAUCUAUUACAUUAAAUGAUGUUAAUUUUGAUCGGUUGUCUAUUGCAGGUCUUAAAUAUCUUUUAUCUUUCACACGCGAGAAGAAAGAUAUACCCUUUGCAACUCGAGAGUAUGAAGUUUUUCGGUAUAGUGCAAUCCUAGCAGCAAGACAAGUUUCUGAUGAUGCAUAUAGAACUCUUAAGAAAAAGCUACCAACUUUAAAACAAAUGGAGAGUUGCUACGAUAUAGAAUUUGAAUUUUCUAUCGAUCAUCAAAAAGUCACUAAAGAAUUGGAGCCUUUUAUUAAAUUUAUUGACUUUAAUCAAAUUAAUGCUCAAACAAUAGCUGAUAUUAUCGAACCAUUAAAAAUUGUUCCAGACGAAAUAAUUUUUAGUGUUUAUCGACAUAAAGCCCUAUUAAAUAAUUUAGAUUUGAAUAAUAUUCGAGGAAUACCAAUUUAUAGAAUUAAAGAAUCUGAUCUUAUUUGGGAUGAGUCAGCAUGUGGACCAAAACUUAUUAUUGAGGAUAAUGGGAAAGUUGUACGUGCACCGAAUGAUCUUAAUUCGCAUCAAAAUGUUAGAGCUAAAAUGAUAUUAGAAAAUAAAGGUAUAUAUGAAUGGGAUAUAAUAUUUGAGAAAGUUGAAGUUGCUUGGGUUGGAGUAUGUGCAUCGGAAAAUUUUAAUUAUGAAAAAUAUGCAGGAGAUCAGCCUUCCGUUGUAUGGGUAAUUAGCACUGGUGGUAAUUAUAGAAAUAAAAAUUAUUGUCCUAAUUUUGGAAAUGAUGCAAAAAUCACUGUUCAUUUAGACAUGAAUAAAAGAGCUUGUACUUUUACAAUCAAUGGUAUAAAGUAUCUGGAGACAUUAGAACAUGAUGGCUUGCCAGAAAAACUUUAUCCAGUAGUGUCAUUGUCUCGUCCUGGGCGCAUUCGAAUUCAGGCUCAUCAAAAAAAUUUAAUAUAG